UUUGUAGAGGUAUAUAUUGGGAGACAUUUCAAUGGAAUUGAUUAUAGUCUUACGUCAGUGCAUUGUUGAAGAAAACUUCAAAUUCAAGAUGAAGGUGAUCAUCUGUAUCUUUGCUGUUGUAGCUGUUAUUGAAGCUCGUAGUGAAGCAGUUUCUUGGGAGAACUUCAAAACCACUUUUUCGAAGUCUUAUCGAAACACAGUGGAAGAUAAGCAGCGUUAUAAUAUUUUCCUAUCGAACAUGUUGAAGAUCCAAGAACACAAUAAAAAAUUUGAAAAUGGUCAGACUUCCUACAGAAUGGGUAUCAACAAAUUCACUGACCUGACACCUGAGGAAUUCAUGGAGAAGAUGACAAUAUCGAAAUAUCCUAUGCCAAAAUUUGUCACGAAGAAGGUUGAAAUUGAUUUUGAUGGCGACCUACCCGCUGAAAUGAACUGGAAAAAGAAAGGAGUUGUUACAAAAGUUAUCGAUCAACUUAGCUGUGGAGCCUGUUGGGCUUUCAGUGCUACAGGUGCUGUAGAGAGUCAGCUCGCAAUAAAAACUGGACGGCUGAAUUUUCUGAGUGUACAGCAAUUGGUGGACUGCGCUGAAGAAGAUUGUCAUGGUUGUUAUGGUGGGUACAAUAACAAAGCUUUAGAAUACCUCAUCCAGGCUGGUGGUAUGAUGUUGGCAAAAGACUACCGUUACAAAGCUUCAGAGGGAAUUUGCAGAUUCAACAAAUCGCUUGUGGCUGUUCAAUUGGAUUCAUACGUAGCAGUUGAAGAAAAUGACGAAUCCGCUCUGAAAACAGCUGUGGCCACAAUAGGACCUGUUUCAGUUCUGAUUUUUGCAAGUGACAACUUGCAGACCUAUGAGUCAGGUAUAUUUUAUGAGAAUACAUGCAAAAAGGAGUUUGCAGAUCUUAACCACGCAGUAUUAGUCGUUGGAUAUGGUUCAGAAAAUGGUACAGACUACUGGUUGGUCAAGAACUCCUGGGGCGAUAGCUGGGGAAUGGACGGGUACCUUAAGAUGUCCAGAAAUAAGGACAAUCAAUGUGGAAUUGCAACAGCGGCUGUUUAUCCAAUCUUGAAGUGAUGAAUGUUAUAUUUCAAUAUUUUGUUAUGACUUGCAUGAUAUCCACUUGAAGCAAUAAAAAAUUCAAAUCUU
This is a messenger RNA of Leptinotarsa decemlineata (Colorado potato beetle), 1144 nucleotides long. RefSeq names its product cathepsin L-like proteinase. The record is from RefSeq and is a predicted model, not a curated record. Gene Ontology annotation, molecular function: cysteine-type peptidase activity. NCBI's taxonomy places the organism in Eukaryota, Metazoa, Arthropoda, Insecta, Coleoptera, Chrysomelidae. Gene Ontology annotation, biological process: proteolysis.